Lecanosticta acicola is the source of this 1632-nucleotide messenger RNA. The record is from the annotation of a GenBank genome assembly. NCBI's taxonomy places the organism in Eukaryota, Fungi, Ascomycota, Dothideomycetes, Mycosphaerellales, Mycosphaerellaceae.
AUGACGUGCCCAAGGUGUCACGCCAGCGAGAAGAAGUUCUUCGAGCAGAGCACGAUUGAAGGCGCUUUCAACACAAUCACACGCGAUCGUGAGGCUACCAAGGAGGCCGCCUUGGAAGAAAAACUUCCAGCUACUCUAGAGCCUCAGGACGAGGUGAUAAAAGACGAAAGUCCCAGCACUUCCGAACCACCGAUGGCUGAGUCUACCGAUAAGAGCAAAGAAGAGGAUGAGCCGGAUGAGUCUAGUCUCCCCGACACCAUCAAAGCCCUGGAGCUUCUGGCCCAAGAAGGUAUCACUGCCGCGGAGAAGAAACUCGCAAAGCUCAGGGAGAGGAACCACGAGCAGAAUGAUAGACAUGAAGUGACGAAGCCGGCCGCUGCGGCGCCAUCGCCUGGUCCUGGUACGCCUGGUCCUGGUAAGGAACGUGACCUUCAAGUCCGAGCUGCAAUGGGUGACUACGAAGCCAUUGCCAAGCUGAACAGAAAGCGGAAACCCGAGCACGACCAUCUCCGCCAAAGCGAGGAAAGCUCCAAGAAGCCGAAACCCUAUAUCGGUCUCGGUGGUACGCUUGUGAAUAAUAUCUUCGAGGGCUACGAGACCGGGGAGAAGGCCCGUGAAGACAAGAAGCAUAGGACCGAGCUGAGACAUCUUGCCAAAGAUGCUGCAGGGCGUCAACAGUUGAAGCAGAUGAGGGAAUCUGGAAAUGUUAUCGCGGGCGAGGUCUUGCAGAGCAAGCUCAGCCAGAUGGAGAAGAUUCGCGACAGGGUCAGAGCAAGGAGGGCUGCUGCUAAGGAAAAGAUUGCGGAGUCGUCCAAGCCUCAGCCGGGGACUACGGAAGCCGCAUCUGCCGAGAUGGAGAGUGGGGGUGUGGAAGACGAGGAAGACGAGGAAGAAGAACAUGGCCAUGGUGACGAGGGGAAAGAGUUUGAGCAUUCUCAAGAGGAGCAGCAAUUCGGACUUGACGAGCCGUGGGGCGCUCCUGAACAUAUGACCAAGCCGAGUGUCAAUCCUACCGACGAGGAGGUGACUGAGCGCAGCGAGACCGACAAGGAAGAGAAGGAGGCCGACCUUCCCAUGACCACCGCUGCAUCUCGCUCCAACGCUCCCGAGGGAAAGCCAAAGCCGAAUACCGACCCUACCGACAGGGAGAUGAUUGAUCUCAGCGAGACCGACAAGGAAGAGAAGGAGGCCGGCCUUCCCAUGGCCACCGCUGCAUCUCGCUCCAACGCUCCCGAGGGAAAGCCAAAGCCGAGUGUCGAUCCUACCGACAAGGAGAUAAUUGAUCUCAGCGAAACAAACCCGAACAAGACGGAGGACGACCUUCCAACUGCGGCCCCAUCCUGUUCUACCGGAAAUGGUCCCAAUGCUGAAAUAGCAGACAUCCACCUUGGAAUAGAGACCGAUUCAAGUGAGAGCGCUACCGAUAACCGCUCCACGGCGGCUUCUCCCUCUACCAAGUCUGUCGAUACCGCUGCGACCAUCCCAAGCUUCGACAUCAAAGCGAACACCUCGAACUCUGAUCUCAGCAACGAGAAAAUAAUACAGCUCAAGCUCCAGCAGAAUCGGCUCAAGCAAGAGGAGAUCAGCCUGCAGAUGCAACUCCUCCGGUGCCAGAAGGAGGACCGCGAGUGA